AUGGCCCGAAAUAUCUCAAGUCUCAAUACUUUCGAACUCAGCUGCCCACACCAAGCUAGACAACAUCCAAGCAUGUCACUUCAAAAAAGAUAUCGCCAAAUUAAUCGGAAAAUUCGAGGCCAGCCAAAACCCUUUACUAGGAUUGAACUUGUCGGUAACGGCGCCCUGAGCAGUCUUCCAGCUGAGAUAAUUCAAAAGGUUGCCAAGUAUUUACCAUCCUCCUCGGUAGCUGUUUUAUCCCUCGCCUCUAAAGCUAUUCGCUAUAAAUUGGGAGCGAAAUAUCUCAGAACAGAGAUCAAAGAGCCGAUCGACUCCUGCAUCAGCUAUGCCUCACCUCUUCAAUAUUUAAUAACAGUAUAUUGGGCCUACCAACGAAUAUCUUGGAACCAUCACGAGCCACCAAAACUCCCCGAAUUAAAAAUGUUUCUCUUCCUGCUCGCGCGUGAUUCGCCCAGUAAGAUAUUUUGUUUUCGAUGUGGAUACUUGCAUUCACCCAAAAGAUCAGACCAGGCGCAGCGAUGGUGGCCAUGGUCGUGGAAAAAUUGUUUAACUUUCAAUGGAUCCAUUAUUCAAAUGUACUAUGGCCGACAUUUUCACUUUGAAGGUGCGCAGCUUGCUAUGCAGCAGUACCGGCGCGGAAUUUCUCCCAAAAAGGAACUACGCCGCUUAACUGAUCACAGUCGUAUCUCUGAACUAGAUUCUGGCUCUAGUUCCGGUUUACGAACACUUCGGAGUCUUGAUGCUAGGAUUGCUAGAAACCGAUUAUAUGUCAGAGUCGUACGCGAGGCUUAUGUAUCGGACCUUACGGAGAAUGUUGUUAGUGCUUCAAUUGGGCAAUUAUAUGUCUGUCCACAUCUUACAGGAAGAGAUCCACUCAGCUGCCGACUCGUUAAAAGCUGGGUACACAUGGAUUUUUGCAAGUCGCCCGCCGAUUAUCAGUGUGCAUUUUGCAGGACGGAGAUGCAAGUCGAAAUCAAAGCUCCAAAGAGAUUGCUAGCUAAACGAUACUCCAUAGUCAUUAGGGUCUGGCAAGACUUUGGGACUCUCUACCAUCCAGCUGAUCUUGACUGGUAUUCUCAUCUAGAUACUUUUGAGUCCUCAACACCUGUCGAGUUUCCUGUAGGUGGUAUUCGGAAAGCAUUCGAAUACGCUUGA
Messenger RNA from Blumeria graminis f. sp. triticale, 1155 nucleotides. The record is from the annotation of a GenBank genome assembly. NCBI's taxonomy places the organism in Eukaryota, Fungi, Ascomycota, Leotiomycetes, Helotiales, Erysiphaceae.